GGACGAUACAAUUCAUGAAUUCUUUUUUCAAAAUGUAUGCAGGUUGAAGAAAACCAAAAUUUCCCAGCAUAAAUACCAUCGAGAAAUGAAAAGGGAGGCAAAUAGAAACCGAAGAAACUAAACUAGCUAGUAAAGCAGCCUAGUCAUCAAGUGAUCAUCAAUGGAGAAUAUUAAGCACAAAAAUUAUUCCGUCAAUGGCAUUAACAUGCACGUAGCCGAAAUUGGAGAAGGCCCGGCGGUGUUGUUUCUGCACGGCUUCCCGGACAUCUGGUACUCCUGGCGCCACCAGAUGGUUUAUCUUGCGACCAAAGGCUACCGGGCGAUUGCGCCGGACUUAAGGGGCUACGGUGAUAGCGAUGUACCGGAAGGCGGCGCCACCAGCUACACUGCCUUCCAUGUUGUCGGAGAUUUGGUGGCCUUAUUGAAAACUCUUGACCUGGAUAAGGUUUUCUUGGUUGGCCAUGAUUGGGGGGCUGUCAUCGCCUGGUAUUUUGUUAUGUUUCGUCCCGAUUUGAUCACCGCCUUGGUCAACCUGAGCGUUGUAUUCCGCCCAAGGAAUCCCGCAAUCAAACCGCUUGAUGGGUUCCGGUUACUCUUUGGAGAUGAUUACUACAUUUGCAGAUUUCAAGCUCCCGGAGAGGCGGAGGAGGAUAUCGGAAAAUAUGAUACGGCGGAGCUGAUGAAAGCGAUGCUUACGAUUAGAGAUCCGGGUCCACCGAUUAUUCCUAAGGAAGUUGGAUUUGGGAUAUUCCUUCAGAUUGUUCCUCCCACUUUGCCUGAUUGGCUUACUAUGGACGAUGUCAAUUAUUAUGCUACCAAAUUCAAACAAACUGGCUUCACUGGUGGUUUCAAUUAUUACCGAGCUAUGGAUUUGUAAGUUAGUUUCUUCCAUCCCUAGUCCCUCUUUUUUUCUUUUUCUUUUUUUUUUUCCGGUACAGUAAAAGAAUCAAAGCCUAAGAUUUAUGAGUAUAUUCCGGGGAAAAGAAAAUAAUCUCAACAACCUCGUAUUCUAGCCAAUGUUUGAUUUCUAAUCCCAACUUGUGUUGUGUUCUGAAAUAUCAUAAAGCAAAAGAGAUAUUAUGGGGAAUUUUUGUGUUGCAAUUUCUGUAAUACUAUUAUCUAAAUAAUAAUUGUUAGUUUGUUAUGUGUCUAGUCAGUUGCCCAAAUAAUUGACACUGUCGAUUUACUCCAAUUUUUUUAGGCAAUAAUUAUUGCUAAUUCAUUGUACCAAAAAAUAAUCAUUACUAAUUAGUUUCAAGAAAUUAUGUAACUGAUGUUUCAGAAACUGGGAGAUGACGGCGGCAUGGGCCGGAGCUCAGAUCAAAGUGCCGGUGAAAUUCAUGGUGGGAGAACUGGAUUUGACGUACCACGCACCUGGGGUCCAGGAUUAUAUACACAAAGGUGGAUUCAACAAAGACGUUCCAGACUUGCAAGACGUCGUUGUCAUUAAAGACGCAGCCCAUUUCGUUCACCAAGAGAAACCAGAUGAAAUCAAUUCCCACAUUUACGAUUUCAUCAGCAAGUUUUGACCCUUUAAGCUCCAUCUCAAUUCUCAGCGAAAACUUUCUUCCAUGUCAAUUAGAAAGUUGAGUUUGUCAAACUAACACAAUAUAUAUUAAUAAAUCUAUAAAACAAUAAAAGCUCAAAGUCUUUUUUUUUUUUUAGUUUCUUCUAAUUUUCUUUGGAGUUCAAAUAAAAAUUUCAAAGGAGGCAUGACUCUGUUUAUCAAGACCAUGUGAUCAUGUUUUUAAUUACUAGGGCUAA
Messenger RNA from Oldenlandia corymbosa var. corymbosa, 1764 nucleotides. The record is from the annotation of a GenBank genome assembly. Lineage: Eukaryota; Viridiplantae; Streptophyta; Magnoliopsida; Gentianales; Rubiaceae.